Molecule: messenger RNA, 3228 nt
Organism: Sphenostylis stenocarpa
Lineage: Eukaryota; Viridiplantae; Streptophyta; Magnoliopsida; Fabales; Fabaceae
Source: the annotation of a GenBank genome assembly
AUGGAGUCAGAAGUUGAAGCUGGGGUAAAGCCAGUGACAGCAUUGAGUGCCCAAGUGUGCCAGAUCUGUGGUGAUGGUGUUGGGAAGACUGUGGAUGGUGAACCUUUCAUUGCGUGCGAUGUUUGUGCUUUCCCUGUAUGCAGGCCUUGCUAUGAGUAUGAAAGGAAGGAUGGGAAUCAAUCUUGCCCCCAGUGCAAAACCCGGUACAAGAGGCACAAAGGAAGUCCUGCAAUUAUUGGAGAUAGUGAAGAGGAUGGUGCUGCCACUGAUGGUGCCAGCGACUUUAAUUAUGAUUCAGACAAUCAAAACCAAAAGCAGAAGAUAUCAGAGCGCAUGUUAAGCUGGCAAUUGACAUAUGCACGAGGAGAGGAGGUUGGUGCUCCAAGUUAUGAUAAGGAAGUUUCUCACAACCACAUUCCUCUGCUGACUAGUGGACAAGAGGUAUCUGGAGAGUUGUCUGCAGCCUCACCUGAGAGGCUGUCAAUGGCAUCUCCUGCAGUUGGUGGUGGAAAACGUGUCCAUAAUAUUCCAUAUUCAUCUGAUAUUAAUCAAUCUCCAAAUAUCAGGGCUGGGGAUCCAGGUUUGGGUAAUGUUGCAUGGAAAGAAAGAGUUGAUGGCUGGAAGAUGAAGCAAGAAAAGAAUGUUGUUCCAAUGAGCACUGGCCAAGCUGCUUCUGAGAGAGGGGCUGGAGAUAUUGAUGCUACUACAGAUGUGCUUGUGGAUGAUUCCUUGUUGAAUGAUGAAGCUCGACAGCCUCUUUCUAGGAAGGUUUCAAUUCCGUCAUCUAGGAUCAAUCCAUAUCGGAUGGUCAUUAUGUUGCGGCUGGUUAUCCUUUGUAUUUUCUUGCAUUAUCGGAUAACAAAUCCAGUCCCCAAUGCAUAUCCAUUGUGGUUGGUAUCAGUUAUAUGUGAGAUUUGGUUUGCCAUAUCUUGGAUAUUGGAUCAAUUCCCCAAGUGGCUUCCUGUCAACCGUGAAACAUAUCUUGACAGGCUUGCAUUGAGGUAUGAUCGUGAAGGAGAACCAUCACAACUAGCUGCUGUUGACAUUUUUGUCAGUACUGUUGACCCAUUAAAGGAGCCCCCGCUUGUGACUGCCAAUACCGUACUGUCUAUUCUUGCAGUUGACUACCCAGUGGAUAAGGUCUCCUGCUAUGUGUCUGAUGAUGGUGCUGCUAUGUUGACAUUUGAAGCCCUUGCCGAGACAUCAGAGUUUGCAAGGAAAUGGGUUCCCUUUUCCAAGAAGUAUAGCAUUGAACCCCGUGCACCUGAAUGGUACUUUGCACAAAAGAUUGACUACUUGAAAGAUAAGGUUCAUCCAUCAUUCGUCAAGGAUCGUAGAGUGAUGAAGAGAGAAUAUGAGGAAUUUAAAGUUCGUGUUAAUGGACUUGUUGCAAAGGCACAGAAAGUUCCCGAAGAAGGAUGGGUGAUGCAAGAUGGUACACCAUGGCCUGGAAAUAACACCAGAGACCAUCCAGGAAUGAUCCAGGUUUUCUUGGGCCAAAGUGGAGGACUUGACACUGAGGGUAAUGAACUUCCCCGUUUAGUCUAUGUUUCUCGUGAAAAGCGCCCAGGUUUCCAACAUCACAAGAAAGCUGGUGCCAUGAAUGCACUUGUAAGAGUAUCUGCAGUCCUUACUAAUGGACCUUUCUUAUUGAAUCUUGAUUGUGAUCACUACAUAAACAACAGCAAGGCCUUGAGGGAAGCUAUGUGCUUUAUGAUGGAUCCCAACCUUGGUAAACAUGUUUGCUAUGUCCAGUUUCCACAGAGGUUUGAUGGUAUUGAUAGAAAUGAUCGUUAUGCCAAUCGUAAUACAGUGUUCUUUGAUAUAAACUUGAGAGGCUUGGAUGGCAUUCAGGGUCCUGUUUAUGUGGGUACUGGAUGUGUAUUCAAUAGGACAGCUUUAUAUGGUUAUGAACCUCCUCUUAAACCAAAGCACAAAAAGCCUGGGUUGUUAUCAUCACUCUGCGGUGGAAAUCGGAAGAAGAGUUCAAAAUCUAGUAAGAAAGGAUCAGACAAGAAAAAAUCUAACAAGCAUGUUGACCCUACUGUACCUAUUUUCAGUCUAGAGGAUAUAGAAGAAGGAGUAGAAGGUACUGGAUUUGAUGACGAGAAAUCACUACUUAUGUCACAAAUGAGCCUUGAGAAAAGGUUUGGUCAGUCUGCUGUUUUUGUAGCCUCCACUCUUAUGGAGAACGGUGGUGUUCCUCAGUCUGCUACUCCAGAAACUCUUCUUAAGGAGGCUAUUCAUGUUAUCAGCUGUGGUUAUGAGGAUAAAACAGAAUGGGGAUCUGAGAUAGGAUGGAUUUAUGGUUCUGUCACGGAAGAUAUUCUUACAGGAUUUAAGAUGCAUGCCCGUGGUUGGCGAUCUAUAUACUGUAUGCCUAAGCGACCAGCGUUCAAAGGUUCUGCUCCCAUCAAUCUUUCAGACCGUCUGAACCAAGUGCUUCGAUGGGCUUUAGGUUCUGUUGAGAUUCUUUUUAGCCGACAUUGUCCCAUCUGGUAUGGUUAUGGUGGAAGGCUAAAGUGGCUUGAAAGGUUUGCGUAUGUGAACACUACAAUCUAUCCGGUCACUGCCAUUCCCCUUCUCAUUUACUGUAUCUUGCCUGCUGUCUGUCUGCUGACCAACAAGUUCAUUAUUCCACAGAUCAGUAACCUUGCAAGCAUCUGGUUCAUUUCUCUCUUUCUUUCCAUCUUUGCUACGGGAAUCCUGGAGAUGAGGUGGAGUGGAGUUGGAAUCGACGAGUGGUGGAGGAAUGAACAGUUUUGGGUUAUCGGUGGUGUCUCGGCCCAUCUCUUUGCCGUUUUCCAAGGCCUGCUCAAGGUGCUUGCUGGAAUAGACACCAACUUCACGGUCACCUCCAAGGCCUCAGAUGAAGAUGGAGACUUUGCUGAGCUCUACAUGUUCAAAUGGACCACCCUUCUCAUCCCCCCCACAACCCUUCUCAUAAUAAACAUGGUAGGGGUUGUUGCUGGCAUCUCCUAUGCCAUCAAUAGUGGCUACCAAUCAUGGGGACCCCUGUUUGGUAAGCUUUUCUUUGCAUUUUGGGUGAUCAUCCAUCUCUAUCCUUUCCUCAAAGGUCUCAUGGGGCGCCAGAACAGAACACCAACCAUUGUGGUGGUGUGGUCCAUUCUGCUUGCAUCCAUUUUCUCUCUGUUGUGGGUGAGAAUUGAUCCUUUCACCACAAGGGUCACUGGCCCUGAUGUUGAGGAGUGUGGCAUUAACUGCUAG